AUGGCAUACCCCGACCGCAACACUGACCGACUCCAGUCGCGUCGCAGCCCCGAACAACAGCGGCAGUCGCCCUAUCGUCGAACAGUCGACAACAACACGAAUUUAUUUGACAUCUCAAGCCCUCGGAGGCCAAUUCGAGAUAGUCCGCAGCAUCGGAGACACUUCAACCAGACAAAUACCUUGAGUGGGGCAUACGCGGCCGCAGGAGGAGAUAAUUUCGCGUUCGACAAUUCCUUCGCGCCGGGGACUCCGAGUCCUAGCAGGAGAAGGAACAUGGCGAUGACCGCCUCCACGUCGCCGCAGUCGAACCCGCCGGAUGAGAUAGUAGCGGCGUACCACCAGAUCAGAGGCGACAAGGGUGAGGUGAAUGACGAUUAUGCGCAGGACUACCUGAGACUUGAUCCAGCGGGACGUUUAUCGCCAGGAGCUGCAGAAAGGUAUGGUGAGGAUGUGUCUCUGGAUCCAUUCGCAUCCGGCGAUGCAGAUUUCUUGGACAACGUUACCGACGGGUCCCCUCGCAGGUCACAUUCGGACUAUAUCGAGGACGAGAGACGGCUCAGACACGUGAUAACCAAUCAAUCGCCAGUGCUCACUAAGAGCGGGAUAAUCUCAGGAUUGACGUCUGAAGAUCUACAGCGGCGCGAGCAGGAGGAUCAAGAAGACUAUCCAGAGAUGGAGGUGGAGGAAGACGACCGCGGGGCUCAACCUUCGUUAAACCUUCCUCGGACCUGGGGUAGCCGUGCCACAAACCGUCGAAGUUGGAUAAGGAAUAUCCCCCCCCAGAACGAGAUUAACUCGCGGAAUCAAGCGGGUCAUCAAGCUGCGGACGACUCCAGGCCAAAGUCCAGACUAGGGUACACGGACACUACCCGCCCAUCUCGGAAUACUGAGCGCCCACCCCGUCGCACAAGUCUCGAGACUCGGAGUGCUCUGAGGGAACGUUCGACGAGUGGUUAUAACCGAAGCGCACCAAAUGAGGAACAAAACAAACCGGUCUCACAACAGAAAGACCAACAAUCAUCUGAAGGGGGUCAGAGCUCCAACACACCCGUCUCGGUUUAUAAAAACUCGACAUUUAGCAAGCGCAGUCCUGCAAAACGUGACUCUCACGAUCUCCUUCGCAAACUAUCCAGAAAUGAGAGCCCAAGAGUGAAUAGUAUUCAGAAUGAGAAUCAAAUGAAGACCCCCGAGCAGACGAAACAGCCUGAAAGACCUAUCUACGAUAAAACACCCGUUGUCACAGGCGCAUGGAUUGAUACACCAAUGACAGAGAAGGUCACUGAACUUCCUGAACACCUUUCAAGGGACAUCGUUCCAUCGCCUCCAAGGAGACAAGAGGCUGAGAAUCCACCCAAACCAAUAGAGCUGCAGACCGAUAACGAGCCAUCCGAACUGCAACCGAGCCGAGAAAGAGAAAAGGAGCCUGCAAAGGAGGAGCGGGUAGAAAAAGGAGAACAAAAGGAAAAGGCAACGGAGAGAGAGAAGGCGAAGGGGACGAAGCCGUCAGUAAUCAAACCUGACAUGCCAGGAAGUGGGCUUGAGGCAUUUCUGCGGGAUCCCAAUGCCAACGGAGAUACCCCAGGAGAUGAUACGCUCGAAUCCCUCCAGGAAAUUCUAAAUGAGCAGCCGACUGAAGUGAAGACUGAAGCGGAGGACGCAGCUUAUGAAAAAGCGAUCCUGAAAAAGCUUGAGCGUGCAAGUCCCGAGGAGCCAGCAAAGGACGAUGUUGAAAAAAUUGAUGGCAACCUAGUAUCCCUGGGAGUGCGCAUCAACGAGAUCAAGGCGGGAAUCGCCAGUAUUGAGGAGAAAUUCAAGCGAGAAGGAAAACACAUCCAUGCCGGCGAGAACUGCUCGUCCUGCGGCUCCCACGGCGACGGCCGUCUUUAUGCUUCCAUUCCAUUCCCAUACCUAUGGCGGCGAGACCCAGUCACACGACGCGUUCGUCCCACCCGCUUGACCUGGUUUUUACUCGUCUUCCUCGUCUGGCUCUUCUCCGAAUCAACCAUGUGCGAUUACUACUGCCGUCCCAGAUUUGCAACAGCCUGCCACGGCAACUGUCUGAAACCAGACGCACCGGAGUUUCCCUUCGUUAUCCCGACGAUGCUAUGGCGCUGGUCGCAUAUUUCGUCGUUUCUGGCCCCAGCUUUCACGAUCGCUUUCGCCUUCUUCAAACUAACCAUGCAGCUAAUGGGACUCUGGGAUGGGUUUGUGGAUGAUGGGCCACCGCCCCGGGCGUUGAACCUUACAGGCGAGGUCCGGAUACAUGGGACACGGAUCGCUGGGUUUUCACCUGCGACAUCGACUCCGGUUAUCAACUCUCCUCCGCAACAGUGGGCGGCUUAUCAUGGGCAGCCGAAUAUUCCGGGACUCGGCGUGCCCCCGUGGGAGGAAGAUCGGUCUUCGAUGGAGGAUGAUGAGCUGCUCUAG
Messenger RNA from Aspergillus chevalieri, 2427 nucleotides. RefSeq lists its product as uncharacterized. The transcript has a single exon. The coding region runs from base 1 to 2427 and encodes 808 amino acids. The record is from RefSeq and is a predicted model, not a curated record. NCBI's taxonomy places the organism in Eukaryota, Fungi, Ascomycota, Eurotiomycetes, Eurotiales, Aspergillaceae.